Molecule: messenger RNA, 1185 nt
Organism: Meloidogyne enterolobii
Lineage: Eukaryota; Metazoa; Nematoda; Chromadorea; Rhabditida; Meloidogynidae
Source: the annotation of a GenBank genome assembly
AUGUUGGUAAGCUAUCCCAUCCAGUGUUGGGUACCCGCUCAGUUUACUGACGCUUGGGAGCAAUAUACAGAAAAUUAUUGUUGGGUGGAAAAUACAUACUAUUUACCUCUUACCAAUGCAUUUCCUCUUGACUAUGGUGACAGGCGGUACAGGGCCCGUCAAGUUUCCUACUAUCAAUGGGUGCCUUUUGUACUGGCCUUGGAGGCGUUAAUGUUUUACAUUCCUUGUAUUAUGUGGCGGGGCCUGUUACAUUGGCAUAGUGGCAUCAAUGUUCAGAGUUUAACACAAAUGGCGUGUGAUGCGCGGAUGAUGGAUGUUGACGCUCGUCACGCUACUGUCCGUACCAUUUCUGGGCAUAUGGAGGAUACCUUAGAAUUACAGCGUGAAAUAUCUGAUGCCACCAAUUUUUGUCUUGGAAGGCGGUGGGGCGCCUACGUGACUUGCCUUUACGUUUUUAUUAAAAUGCUUUAUUUGGCCAAUGUUGUGCUCCAAAUUUUCCUUUUAAAUCUUUUUUUGGGUACGGACAAUCUUUUUUAUGGCUUUCACAUUCUUAAAGAUUUAUUGCAUGGCAGGGAAUGGGAAACUAGUGGAAACUUUCCUAGAGUAACAAUGUGUGACUUUGAAGUUAGGGUUCUAGGUAAUGUCCAUCAUCAUACGGUGCAAUGUGUGCUAAUGAUUAAUAUGUUUAACGAAAAAAUAUUUCUCUUCCUUUGGUUCUGGUUUUUUAUGGUCUCUAUUAUCACUUUCUUUUCUAUGUGCCAUUGGAUACUCAUGUCUUUUAUGCCUGGCCAGCAUAUGAAAUUCGUCAGGAGAUACCUCAGAGCAACAGAUUUAGCAACCGACAGGCAAUCUGUCAAAAAGUUUGUACACAAAUUUCUUGGUGCAGAUGGUGUUUUCUGUAUGAGAAUGAUUAGUGCCCAUGCUGGUGAUAUUAUGGCAACAGAGCUUAUUGUUGAAUUAUGGCAUUCAUUUAAUGACAGAGUUAGAAAAUCACCAAUAGAAAUGUUUGAGGGAGGAGUCUCUCAAUCCCCCUCAAAAAUGGAAGCUUCUUUCAAAAGUUGGCUGCUAGGACAAAAUCACAGCGGGAAUAGGUAUGGAGGAACUAGUGGGGGAAGUCUUGUUGGAACUGCUGCCCAUCACGCCGCUGCUUUUCAUGCUAGCCAUCACCACCACCGGGAUCUUUGA